Lemur catta (Ring-tailed lemur) is the source of this 6488-nucleotide messenger RNA. RefSeq names its product CDK2 associated cullin domain 1 (gene CACUL1). Lineage: Eukaryota; Metazoa; Chordata; Mammalia; Primates; Lemuridae. Gene Ontology annotation, biological process: ubiquitin-dependent protein catabolic process. The record is from RefSeq and is a predicted model, not a curated record. Bases 478 to 1587 code for a protein of 369 amino acids. Gene Ontology annotation, molecular function: ubiquitin protein ligase binding. The transcript has 9 exons.
GCCGGGCAGGGGGCGGGGCCGAAGAAUGCCAGUCCGGACCCGUCGCGCCACGCCUCUCAACGCCUGGCCGAGGCGGGACGAACCUCUGUCCUAUAGCGUGGGGCUGACUCGCAGCUUCCGCCCCUUUUCGAUCUGCUUUCUAGCGGCUGGUCUCUCGCACCACGUGUCCUCCUGGCCGCUCCCUCAUCAGCCCUUUCCAACUGCCUGUUGGAAGCUGCUGUAAAAUGUCGUGAGGGACGCCCCUGCUUUACGGCUGCCUCUCCCAGACGCUAGCCCCGGAGCGCCCACCGCCGUCAGCGGUGUCUUUAAGCGAGUCUGCUCCGCCGAGAUCAAGGGAGCCGGCGCGCCACUGUGGUCUCCGCUUCGCCUGUUCCGGUCCCUGGCGAUGUGAGCUCGUGGAGGCAGCGGUGCCCCCUGGCCCGGGGUUGAGACGGGCAGCAGGUGCCUGUGAAGCGGGCGGGUGCCGGGGCCAGCAGGAUGGAGGAAAGCAUGGAAGAAGAGGAGGGGGGCAGCUACGAGGCGAUGAUGGACGACCAGAACCACAACAACUGGGAGGCCGCCGUGGACGGCUUCCGGCAGCCCCCACCACCUCCGCCGCCCCCCUCGUCGAUUGCAGCCACUGCCCGAGAGCCUCCGGGGGGGCAGCUGCUGGCGGUGCCCGCGGUCUCCGUGGACAGGAAGGGCCCCAAGGAGGGGCUCUCGAUGGGGCCGCCGCCACCGCCGGAGGCCAAUGGGGUGCUCAUGAUGUUGAAGAGCUGCGACGCGGCCGCAGCUGUGGCCAAGGCGGCCCCCGCCCCCACCGCCAGCUCCACCAUCAACAUCAACACCUCCACCUCCAAGUUCUUAAUGAAUGUUAUAACUAUUGAAGAUUAUAAGAGCACAUACUGGCCAAAAUUGGACGGUGCCAUAGAUCAACUUUUAACCCAGAGUCCUGGUGACUAUAUCCCCAUUUCCUAUGAACAGAUAUACAGUUGUGUGUAUAAAUGUGUAUGUCAGCAGCACUCGGAACAGAUGUACAGUGAUCUGAUUAAAAAGAUAACAAAUCACUUAGAGAGAGUCUCGAAGGAGCUGCAGGCCAGCCCUCCAGAUCUCUAUAUUGAAAGAUUUAAUAUAGCUCUUGGACAAUAUAUGGGAGCAUUGCAGAGCAUUGUGCCUCUUUUCAUAUAUAUGAAUAAGUUUUACAUCGAAACCAAGCUUAACAGAGACUUAAAAGAUGACCUUAUAAAGCUGUUUACGGAACAUGUUGCAGAAAAGCACAUUUACAGCCUAAUGCCUUUACUUCUAGAAGCCCAGUCAACACCAUUUCAGGUUACACCUUCAACUAUGGCAAAUAUUGUGAAAGGCCUGUAUACUCUCAGACCAGAGUGGGUUCAGAUGGCUCCAACUUUAUUUUCUAAAUUUAUUCCAAACAUUCUCCCUCCGGCCGUGGAAUCUGAACUUUCAGAAUAUGCUGCUCAAGAUCAGAAACUUCAGAGAGAACUUAUACAGAAUGGUUUUACAAGAGGUGACCAGUCCCGGAAGAGAGCUGGGGAUGAGUUGGCUUAUAACAGCUCAUCAGCAUGUGCAAGUUCCAGAGGGUACAGAUAGUGAAUGUAGUGAAAGUACUUUCCUUCCUGAAAAGAGGACACACUGGAGCUGCAGAGACUGUAUUCAGAGCACAGCGGGGGCCUGCAGACACUCAGGAGCUCUGUCACAAAGCUGUUCUUAGAAGAGGAUGUUGGACUUCUUACUUUGGUUUGUAAUUUUAAAAAACAAAAAACUAACAAAAAAAAAAACCCGAUAAAAACAGUUGCUGCUAGACUUGGGGGUGAUUUUGAAAUGGGACAAUCUUUUAAUGAGUUUAUAUAUUGAUUCUUUGAGGAAUAAGCAUCUUGGAAAGUGACCAUUGCUAAGUGAAAUUCAACAACCAAAAUCAGCAGUUUCCUCCAAAAAUACAAAGCAGAAGAAUCUUUUUUUUUUUUUUUUUUUUUGAAGCACUUGUUUUGUUCAUUGGUGUACUUGACACUUCGGCAUAUUGGUUUCACAUGUCAAGAUAUCUUUUGCUUUAAAACCAGGCAGAUCAUUACAAUACAGUAUUUUUCACCCAUAAUCAAAACAACCCCCUUUAAAAGAGUUGGUCUUUGUUUAGCAUUAGAAAGUCUUGUUAAAGGAAAAUGCUAACUCUGCUUUUGCUAGAAUGUUAUCCCCUAUCAGUUCACAACUUUUUUCUACUCUGUGCCUUGAGCUUUGUGUACUUUGCAACUGCAUAACCAUGUUGUCAAACUCACAAAUGCCUCCUGGAGAAGUUUAUGGUAUCCCAAACUAACCCACAAAGAUGGCAGGUGUGACUUUUUGCAGGAUGCUGAUUAAGUGGGAAAAUGGAAACCUGUUGCACAUUGGUCAGAUUUGCCCCUGCUUUGCCAGAGCGUGUUCAUAUUAAUGUUGGGGACCAACUCUUGUAGAGCAUUUCCAUUCUCUGUCACUUAAACACGAUUUCACCAGCUGCUGUAGGAUUGGCCGUACUCUAGUUUAGGGGUGGGUGGUACUUUAGCAUUAAAACUCCCCUUUGAACGUUGUUGAGAGGCUGCUUCCUGUGAUGCUCUAGGAAGCAGAUACAGUUAUUAAAUCCAAAUAUAAUCAGUGGUUUGGGGUUUCUGAUCCAUUUCAUUUUAAAUGAGUGAGAUAAUUACUUUUUAAAAGUCUGCAGUCUGCAUCUUUUAAACAUUGUAUUUGAGUGUGAUAGAGAAGUGGCACUGCUGUUUUAAGACUCCCUUCCAGCUGUGGCAAAGCUGUAUUUUGUUUCUCCCCACCCACACUGUUAUUUAGUUCUUCAUAAAAGUCUCUGAAGCUUAUUCUAGCUGUUUUUGAAAGACAAAAAUAGAAAGAUAUGGCAAGGGAAAAAUACUUUUUCUUCUCAUUUUGCCUGAAUCUAAAUUGAGCAUAGACUUCACUCUAUUGGGCUAUGUCAGACUAAUAGUAUUUACUUCUUCAGAGAACUUGAGGGGAAAAAAGAUAUACCAGGGACACCGUCACACUUCUGAUUUGCAGAUCUUUCAUACAGCUGCCUCUGUAUGAUGAGUCCAGUGAGUCCAGUUUGUCAUUUUGGGGUAUGGGGCAGGUGGGAGAGUUAGAAGUGCGAUACUGGGAGCAAGUCAGUCAUCUAAUAGUAGAAGUCCUUGAUUUGUAAAAUCAUGAUGCAGAGAAGUAAAAGUAAAGGUUGUCAGAUUUAUUUAUUUUUUUUAAGUACUUAUCAACCAGAGUUGGUGGAUUUUGUGGAGGACUUUAACUGGACUCAUUUAACUCCAUAAACAUCUUGGAUUGCAUUGAUGAACACCAAAUUACUGUAAGAAUUUAUACAGGCUCUCACUAUGACCUGUACAGUUUGAUUGCUACCCCAGUAACAUUUUAUUAUCACAGAAGAAUUCCAUUUUAUCAUGGUGAUCAAAUUUUACUUUUGUCAAUGGAAUGCUUGCUGCAGGUUUAUAAAUGACACCUGGAAUGGAAGUCUCUCUUGAGUGGUUUUAAUAAUUCUACAAGGAGUAAAAUUGGAACAUUUCUUUAAAUGUGGAUGAAUUCUUCAGGAUCCUAUUAAUAUACCCAGGUGCUUUUUGUGGGAGAGAACAUUCUUUUUUGGCCAAAAACAGAAGAACUUUCCCUACAAAAAGCAUUGCAUUAUGAUGUGAAUUAGCAUUAAAAUCUUCGGAUGCUUUUGCGUUAUUAAGUUAAUGGAGAAAUAUUUUAUAAUUCUUUUAAUUAUUGUGUAUACUAACAAAAGGUUAAGUAAAGUUUGCAAAAUUUAAUUUCUCUAAAUUUUUGCACAGUGACUGCAGCCAGCUAUAUGGGUCAGGGCUUGGUACUACAGAGCCAUGGUUAGAAGGCACUCUAGAAAGGUGUACACAUUCUCCCAGUGCGUGUGUCCUGCUCGUUACUCAUCUUGACUCCUGAGGUACCUUGCAGUAUGAAGAACCUAUUUCUUUUAAGUUGAAAUUAACUUUGCUUAUUUAUUGGAAUUCUUGACAAAAUUCUUAGUUUGCAGCAUGAGAGGAAACAAAAUUUUCCAUCCCUUCCCCCACCAUCUUGUAUUGACUAAACACUAUUUGCCAGAAAGUAUUUUCUUCUUAUGUUUUCUUGUAUUCAUCUUGCCAGUACAGUAUACAGUUUUUCUGCCCCAGUGAAAUCCUGGCUUUUGUACCAAACCAUUGAAGACAGAAAAUUAUACAUGUAGAUUCAUUGUCAGGUUAGUCAACACGUGCAAUUGAUUUGGCUAAACUGAGGAGUAUGUCUCUGCAGCCUGAAACUAAAAAGAAAAGUCAGUCAUCUUGAAAUAAUAACAUGUGAAAGUAAAUAGAUCAUAAUUGUUUUGAGAGAUGGUACAUAUUUUAAAGGUAGGCCUUAAGCUUCAGUAACAGUGUCAAUUUCAUGACCUUUGUUAUCACAGCUGUACCCUAACCUGACAGGAAUUACUAUUUUCUUUUCUGUGGGGCAGAAAGCAAAACCUGGUAUUGUGACUGUUAGCCUAAUAUAGUUCUUAUAAGAAGAAACACAAACCUGGAUGCACGAGUUACGCAUUGUUAAAUUUUGUAGAAAUGUUACUUUUUUUCCUGCCCCUCUUGUAAGUUUGCAGCAGUUACCUUCACUUUCCUUGAGGUCUAGGAUGAAAGCUAAUUUGUGGGUAGAUGAGACUGCAGAAGAAUGGAUGCUCAGCCCUGUACAGCUGCCACUCCCUUGCUGUAUGCCAUGCUUUCUGUUGGGUUGCAAAUUUGCACACAUGAAUAAUUCCUCAGGAAGAGUUUGCACGUGUAUCACCUUGCAAUAUUCUGUACUGACCGAAUAAGGGAUUUGAAUGUUUUUCAGAACAAAAGUGUAACUUCUAAGUGGUGGUCUGUACAUGUACUAGGCAAAGGUAAUGGUGAUGUAGCAAACAAAAUUGGUUUCUGCAGUUAUAAAGUGAGCAGGCACACUUGUAUCAUAGUAUUUAAAUAAUCCUGCUUAAUCUCCCUUUAAACAGAGUAACCCUUCCAGAUUUUGUCCUAUUAUUGAGGUUGGCUGUAUUUUCUUCUAUUUUUUCCUGAUUUAUAGCAGUUAAUUAUUUCCGUGAUCAUUAUUCAAAAGCAUUUCCCUUGAGCUAAAAUUUAAUUGUUUAAUAAGCAGCUAUUAUUAAAAUAACAGCAUUGUUUUAUGAAUAUACACUAAUCUGAGAUACUGAAAAGCUUUACAACUAAAAGCAAAACAGAAAACGUACAUUAGCUAUCCAGCCAUCGUUUGGAUGUUUUGAGUUGAUUUUUUACGGUGUCUCAUUGGGUUUUUUAGCUUGGAAUAUUAUGUUUAUUUUAAUCCAAGUCUAGGCCUCUUAAGGGAACAUAAAAAUUAAAGGUCAGAAUGUCAGUCCCUUGACUGACACCUAGAAGAGGUUUAUAGGACCUUUUGGUUGUGAUUACUGUUUUCAAUAAGACUGUAUAAGAUGAAGUUCACUUUUAUCAGAAGUUAAAAUGGAGGUCGUAGGAAUUCAUGAGAAAUUGCUCUCCUGUUAUUUUCAUUACCUUGUUGAAAUUCACCCUAGUUUCUGGCCAUCAGAAUAUAUGAAAGGAGCCCUGUUCUUUUCUAACUGAAAUGAUUACUCUUCUGUCUCUAUGGUUGAUUAACUGAAGUCAUCACUGACACCUUCCCUCCUCCACUGGCCAAGAUCCUACUUUGAACCUCUCUUUAGAGCCGAGUGGAAUGAGUCACAUACACUGUUUCUGCUUAUGUUGAUGGAGGGGCUGUGGGGGAAUUAAAGAAAAUGCUCAUUGGAGACCUAUUCUUAUGGGAAUCUAGUAUAUAUCGCACCCCUGCUGGUUGAAAAUUACCUUCAUUUCUGGUUGAACUGCAUUGUUCAGAAAAAUGUUAAUGGCUUACAAUUCUGGGAAAUUUAUAGUAUGACUCUGGGGUUAAGAAUUCUAUGGUUUGGAAAAAAAUAAAUAUUUUGUAUUGAUUCUCACAUGUCAUUUUAAUGUUGUGACUGUGUACCAAAUGCAAUAAGACUGUGGAUAAUCUCUUAGAAGGGUGUGUUUUGUUAAACAGAUGGCAAUUUACUUGCUCUCAUUAGUCCUAUUUGUCAAUAUUACAGCCAUGCGCUUCAAGAGAAAUUAUUCAAAUGUGAAGUUGUGGGGAGCUAUGGCUAGAAACAGGAAUCCAUAUGAAUAAUUUGGAGGUCAAGUACAAGCAAAAGGCUUUUGCCACCCACCAGCACAGCCAGAGCAAGGAUGAAGCAAUGAAGUCUAGUCCCUGGUGGUGCUUGUUUGUCAGAAGUCAUGGUGAGCUCAGAACAGGGUGUUCUGUACAUCAAUUCUUUAUUAAUCCAAGAAAAACAAAAUGGUGGAUGACACUCUUAUUGACCUGGAAUACAAAGCCACUGACUUUGGCUCUUGACCUUUAACUCUUGGUGGAUUUUGAAUCACUCCUUUUGUAUUAGGGUGUGUGCUAUCACUCUAAAACAUUGUGGUUAAUGAAAUAAAUCUUGUACAGAUGUC